UUUUUUUUCCCAACCAGAGAGAUACGAGUUGAGUUAUUAUAAUAAUCAUCUUCUUCAGAGUUGUACGGACAUGGCGAUGAUGAGGAUGGCUGGACUUAGCCACAUCACCAAUACUGCUACUGCUCUGCUUCCAUGUCUCUGCAGCGGAACAAUUCUUCGCCGCCGCUCCCUUCGUCUCCGAAACGGUGGUUCUCGAGAACGAAAGUUUCAGCUCCGAUGCGUCUCGGCGUCUGAUUCGUUGCAGUUCGAUUUCUCUCCGCCUCCCAUCGAUCACGAUCUCCUUGAUACAAUUAGUGUUUCUGGAGGAAAAGUCUCAGAAGAUGGUGUUGUUGAGAGUUUUGAUAACGAUGAUGAGGCUUUGGAUGCAUUUGAUAAUGGAGUGGUGGUUGUGGACCUCUCACAUUUUGGGAGAAUUCGAGUUAGUGGAGAUGAUCGCGCUCAUUUCCUUCAUAACCAAACUACUGCAAAUUUUGAAUGCCUUAACGAAGGACAAGGAUGUGACACUGUAUUCGUUACCCCAACAGCAAGGACCAUAGAUAUUGCACGUGCCUGGAUAAUGAAAAACGCGAUAAUGCUAAUGGUUUCUCCAACGACGUGCCAAAGCAUAAUUGAGAUGUUAAACAAGUACAUUUUUUUUGCUGACAAGGUAGAGAUCAAAGAUAUCACCAAGCAAACUUGCUUAUUUGCUUUAGCAGGACCCAAAAGCAACCAAAUUAUGUCUAAACUGAAUCUGGGAGAUCUUAUUGGGCAGCCAUAUGGCACGCAUAAACAUUAUAGUUUCGAUGGAAUGCCAAUAACAGUUGGAGUCGGGAGUCUUAUUUCAGAGGAAGGCUUUACCAUGUUAAUGUCACCAGGGGGUGCCAUUUCAGUCUGGAAGACUCUUUUAGCUGAAGGUGCCAUUCCAAUGGGUUCUGUAGCCUGGGAGAAACUUAGAAUCAUUCAAGGAAGACCAGCACCUGAGAGAGAACUCAGCAAGGAAUUCAAUGUUCUCGAAGCGGGUCUAUGGAACUCGAUCUCUCUGAACAAAGGUUGUUAUAAGGGGCAAGAGACUAUCGCAAGACUCAUAACAUAUGAUGGAAUCAAGCAAAAGUUGUGUGGACUCGACCUCUCUGCACCAGCUGAACCCGGCAGCACCAUCACAUUCGACGGGAAAAAGGUCGGGAAGCUAACGAGCUACACUAGAGGAAGAAACGGAUCUAGCCAUUUUGGGUUAGGCUACAUCAAGAAACAAGCAGCCGUAAUUGGAAACACAGUGACUAUAGGAGAAGACAUCUCUGGGAUAGUAUCUGAAGUCCCUUACUUAUCCAGGCAACAUCCUCCAUCAACCAACCCAAGUUCUUGAGUAAGAAGAAAAAAUGCAUGCAAGGAAACUGCACAUGGACAUAAACUGGUACCCAAAACAAAACUUUUUUAACACAUUGGUUUUGAGAUGCGAGUAUAUUAUAUUUGGGUUCUCAUAGAAGAUUAGAAACAUUUGUAUUGAUAUAUAAGAAAGUGAUUAGAACAACAGUGUUUGGGUCUUAAAUAGACGUUUUUCUUAGGGGCAAAUCAUGUUAGGACAACUGCAGAGACGCUUGUUGUUAGGUUUAGUGGUGCAAUUGCAGUAGACUGGGCUGAGCCUUACACUUGGAUCCCAUGUACGUAAUAAGUCAUUUAGACAUUGUUGUCCUCCA
Molecule: messenger RNA, 1673 nt
Organism: Eutrema salsugineum
Lineage: Eukaryota; Viridiplantae; Streptophyta; Magnoliopsida; Brassicales; Brassicaceae
Product: putative transferase At1g60990, chloroplastic
Exons: 12
Coding region: 71-1342 (423 amino acids)
Biological process (GO): glycine decarboxylation via glycine cleavage system
Cellular component (GO): mitochondrion
Molecular function (GO): aminomethyltransferase activity; protein binding
Source: RefSeq, a predicted model, not a curated record